AAAAAUGAAGAAAAAAGAUGUAAGGAGAUGCUACUGGCUUUUGGCCUCCCGGAGGUGGCGCUAUGAGGGUGACGGAGUUAAUUGGUGCCUCCAAACGCCGCGUGUGAGCUCAUCGAAGUCAUGCUCUGCACACAUAUUAUUUAUAGCAGAUCUGAGGCAUGCAUGGUGUUUGACAUUUCUGUCUUUUUAAGUAGGGGGACUUCAAAAAGUCGUGGGUAUCCCCCCCCCGGCAAAGUGCAGUGGGCAGGGACCAGGGUGCAGGCGCAAGGCGAACGCGCAGACCACGAGUGUCCUGGCGCAGGUGCCGGGGGCGGCGGCUGCAACUCCGCAGCGUCCGCUCGGGAGGAGAGUUCGCGGCUGAUCUCCCGAUCCCUUGCAGAUGCAAAAUGUGUCUCUGGCCAGCAGGAGGAAGGAAGAGGAAGUGAGAGCAGCGGCAGCCGGCGGUGCAGCAGCCGGCCGACCCGGAGUGUGUAGACACGUGCGGCUGUUUACGCUGUAGGAUCCCCAGACCCACUGGCUUUGAACGUUUUGGGGGCUUACCAUGCCGCCACCCGCGGACAUCGUCAAGGUGGCCAUAGAAUGGCCGGGCGCCUAUCCCAAACUCAUGGAAAUUGAUCAGAAAAAACCACUGUCUGCAAUAAUAAAGGAAGUCUGUGAUGGGUGGUCUCUUGCCAACCAUGAGUAUUUUGCUCUGCAGCAUGCCGAUAGCUCCAACUUCUAUAUCACAGAAAAGAACCGCAAUGAGAUAAAAAAUGGCACCAUCCUUCGAUUAACCACGUCUCCAGCUCAGAACGCCCAGCAGCUGCAUGAAAGAAUCCAGUCCUCGAGUAUGGACGCCAAGCUGGAAGCCCUGAAGGACUUGGCCAGCCUCUCCAGGGAUGUCACGUUUGCCCAGGAGUUUAUAAACCUGGAUGGCAUCUCCCUCCUCACGCAGAUGGUGGAGAGUGGCACUGAGCGAUACCAGAAAUUGCAGAAGAUCAUGAAGCCUUGCUUUGGAGACAUGCUGUCUUUCACCCUGACGGCCUUCGUUGAGCUGAUGGACCAUGGCAUAGUGUCCUGGGAUACAUUUUCGGUGGCAUUCAUUAAGAAGAUAGCAAGUUUUGUGAACAAGUCAGCCAUAGACAUCUCGAUCCUGCAGCGGUCCUUGGCCAUUUUGGAGUCGAUGGUGCUCAAUAGCCAUGACCUCUACCAGAAAGUGGCACAGGAGAUCACUAUCGGCCAGCUCAUUCCACAUCUGCAAGGGUCAGAUCAAGAAAUCCAAACCUAUACUAUUGCAGUGAUUAAUGCACUUUUUCUGAAGGCCCCCGAUGAGCGGAGGCAGGAGAUGGCGAAUAUUUUGGCUCAGAAGCAACUGCGUUCCAUCAUUUUAACACAUGUCAUCCGAGCCCAGCGAGCCAUUAACAAUGAGAUGGCGCACCAGCUAUAUGUUCUGCAAGUGCUCACCUUCAACCUGCUGGAAGACAGGAUGAUGACCAAAAUGGAUCCCCAGGACCAAGCUCAGAGAGACAUCAUAUUUGAACUUCGAAGAAUUGCUUUUGAUGCCGAGUCAGAACCUAAUAACAGCAGUGGCAGUAUGGAGAAACGAAAGUCCAUGUACACACGAGAUUAUAAGAAACUUGGCUUUAUUAAUCAUGUCAACCCUGCCAUGGACUUCACACAGACUCCACCUGGGAUGUUGGCUCUGGACAACAUGCUGUACUUUGCCAAGCACCACCAAGAUGCCUACAUCCGGAUUGUGCUUGAGAACAGUAGCCGAGAAGACAAGCAUGAAUGUCCCUUUGGCCGCAGUAGUAUAGAGCUGACCAAGAUGCUGUGUGAGAUCUUGAAAGUGGGCGAGUUGCCUAGUGAGACCUGCAAUGACUUCCACCCAAUGUUCUUCACCCACGACAGAUCUUUUGAGGAGUUUUUCUGCAUCUGUAUCCAGCUCCUGAACAAGACAUGGAAGGAAAUGAGGGCAACUUCUGAAGACUUCAACAAGGUAAUGCAGGUGGUGAAGGAGCAGGUUAUGAGAGCACUUACAACCAAGCCUAGCUCCCUGGACCAGUUCAAGAGCAAACUGCAGAACCUGAGCUACACCGAGAUCCUGAAAAUCCGCCAGUCUGAGAGGAUGAACCAGGAAGACUUCCAGUCCCGCCCGAUUUUAGAACUAAAGGAGAAGAUUCAGCCAGAAAUCUUAGAGCUGAUCAAACAGCAACGCCUGAACCGCCUUGUGGAAGGGACCUGCUUUAGGAAACUCAACGCCCGGCGGAGGCAAGACAAGUUUUGGUAUUGUCGGCUUUCGCCAAAUCACAAAGUCCUGCAUUACGGAGAUUUAGAAGAGAGUCCUCAGGGAGAAGUGCCCCACGAUUCCUUGCAGGACAAACUGCCGGUGGCAGAUAUCAAAGCCGUGGUGACGGGAAAGGACUGCCCUCAUAUGAAAGAGAAAGGUGCCCUUAAACAAAACAAGGAGGUGCUUGAACUCGCUUUCUCCAUCUUGUAUGACUCGAACUGCCAGCUGAACUUCAUUGCUCCUGACAAGCAUGAGUACUGUAUCUGGACAGAUGGACUGAAUGCGCUACUCGGGAAGGACAUGAUGAGCGACCUGACACGGAAUGACCUGGACACCCUGCUCAGCAUGGAAAUCAAGCUCCGCCUUCUGGACCUGGAAAACAUCCAGAUCCCUGAUGCGCCUCCGCCGAUUCCCAAGGAGCCCAGCAACUAUGACUUCGUCUAUGACUGUAACUGAAGUGGCCGGGCCCACACGUGCCCCUUCCAAAACUGGAACACCUAGUUAACAGGAGAGAGGAAUGAAAACACGCCCACGCCUUGGAACCCUCCAUUGGUAAAGGGAAGCUGUGGGUCCACACUCCCUUGAGCCUCACCUCUAGCCCUGGCAACUUUCAGCCCCUAGCUGGCAUCUUGCUCACCGCCCUGAUUCUGUUCCUCGGCUCCACUGCUUCAGGUCACUUCCCAUGGCUACAGUCCACUGGUGGGACAAGAGCAAAGCCCACUGCUGGUAAGAAGGCCAAAGGGCCCUUCCAUCCUAGCCCCCUGCAGGCAUGCCCUUCCUUCCUCAGGACAGUAAAGCCAGCAGCCCCAGACUGCCCCAAAACUUGCCCACCAGACCAAGGGGAGUGCCCCAAGGCCCCCAUCUGGAGGAAAUGGCCUAGCUACUUGACGAGAAGACCAAACCCCACAUCCCCCUUUCCCGUCUCUAGAAUCAUCUCGCACCACUAGUUCCACUUGAAUUGAGAUCUGCACUCAAAUCUCCUCCCACCUCCCUCCCUGCUUUUGCCUUGCUCUGUUCCUCUUUGGUCCGAAGAGCCUCAGCUGCAGCCUCCUCAUGAUCCUCCCUAGCAUCAGUUUCCCAAACAGUUCACAGGUCCCAUGCCCACUUUGCGUCUGCACUGUGACCAUAACAGAUCCUCCCUCCUCACCAGCUAGUCUGGAGUUUCCUCUCCCUACCCCAGGCCAGAACUGCCUUCUUCAUUUCCACUCAUGCUCCCAGCCUCUUAGCUGAAAGCACAAAUGGUGAAAUCAGUAGUCUCGCUCCAUCUCUAAUAGACUAAACCUAAAUGCCUCUAGGACGGGCUGUUGCUAUCCAAGGAUUUGGUGUUACCUUCUCCUGGGAGGUCCUGCUGCAAAAUGAGUUCCACAGGAUGGUCAAGCUAUCAGACAUCCAAGUUUACAUCAUUGUAAUUAUUAUUGGUAUUUACAAUUUGCAAGAAUUUUGGGUUCUUUUUUUUUUUUUUGCUUUGUUUUUGUACAAAAGAGUCUAACAUUUUUUGCCAAGCAGAUAUAUAUUUAAUGAAAAGAAGAGAUACAUAAAUGUGUGUAUUUCCAAUUUUUUUUUAAUUAUUUUAAUCCCAAACAUCUUCCUGAAAAUAACAUUCCCUUAAACAUGCUGUGGAAUAAAAUGGAUUGUGAUGA
Messenger RNA from Sapajus apella (tufted capuchin), 3909 nucleotides. RefSeq names its product engulfment and cell motility 1 (gene ELMO1). Lineage: Eukaryota; Metazoa; Chordata; Mammalia; Primates; Cebidae. The transcript is spliced from 22 exons. The record is from RefSeq and is a predicted model, not a curated record. Gene Ontology annotation, biological process: actin filament organization; cell motility. Gene Ontology annotation, cellular component: plasma membrane; guanyl-nucleotide exchange factor complex. Bases 542 to 2725 code for a protein of 727 amino acids.